CUGUAACACCGUACGCGCCAUUUUGGUUCGGGAAACAAUUCUACUGGCGGAUAUGCUCUUCCGAACGGGCGCCCUACUGCAUGCAGUUUCCUUAAUCUUUCAUAGUCAUUUAUCGGCUUGUGAAAUUUAGCAAUGACCGCGUCUUUGGUUGUGCAAAGGUUAGCAGGAGUAUCGGGGGCGCUUGCUGUCGCGGCUGGGGCAUACGGAGCUCACGGUUUCAAAAACAAAGAUCCAGACGAUUACUCGAGAGAGCUGUAUGAGACGGCCAACAAGUACCACUUCUACCACAGCAUAGCUCUGCUGGGGGCCUCUCGCUGUAGGAAACCUGCUGUGGCGGGCGCCCUCCUGGUAUUGGGCACGGGGGCGUUCUGUGGCUCCCUGUACCAUCAGGCCCUGACGGAGAACCCUGUCCUGAGGAAACUGGCUCCUUACGGAGGCAUGUUCCUGAUCGCUGGCUGGCUGGCCAUAGCCAUCUGAACUCUGACCUUUAACCUUUGACCCCUACAUGGCCCCUACUGGUGCUGAAUGACCUCUCGCUACAGGACACAAACUGACUGUUAUGUUCAGAGACCAGAGAAGUGGAGAUGUCAUGAGUGGUGGAUGGAGGGACGGGUGGAUAUGGAGGAAGAAGGGGCGUUGGUAAAAUGUCACUUAUCUAAACCCUGCUGUUGUUCUGUCAUGGGUGGAAAGAGAAGAUAAGGUUGUUUCUUUUUCUGUAAUCAUAGGCUGCAACGUACCCCGUGACUUACAUAUCUCUGUGUUUGUGUGUGUGUUUACGCACGAGCGCACGUUUCACUUUGAAUGCAUCCGAAAGACUAAGGUAUAUUAAUCCUUCAUCACAAAUAAAUUCUUGAAAAAAGUUUA
Molecule: messenger RNA, 864 nt
Organism: Coregonus clupeaformis (lake whitefish)
Lineage: Eukaryota; Metazoa; Chordata; Actinopteri; Salmoniformes; Salmonidae
Product: transmembrane protein 256
Exons: 4
Coding region: 133-477 (114 amino acids)
Source: RefSeq, a predicted model, not a curated record